CCAAACGGAAGUGACGUUAGCGGCGCGCCAGUUCUCUCUUGUGGUCGCUGGCGCCUAUUGCCUCAGAGCCACUUUUUCCUUUGUGUCGUCUGGUUGUUCACUACUUUGAGGGAAAAGAAUUUUGCCGUUUGCGUUCGAUUGACUCCGUCUCCAAGAUCCUGCAGCCCCACGGACCUGGCGACUCCACCGUGUUCGGGUCUUCUUUCUAGGAACCCAAUCUGCCUUCAUGAAGAAAAGACAGAGGCAGAAAGGAAGAUGGCUUAUUGCCUGACAAAUUGUUAUCAGGACUCGGUGACCUUUGAGGAUACGGCUGUGGACUUCACCCAGGAGGAGUGGACUUUACUGGACCCAGUUCAGAGAAACUUAUACAGAGAUGUGAUGCUGGAGAAUUAUGAGAACAUGGCCAAAGUAGGAUUUCAGCUCCUUAAACCCAGUGUCAUCUCUUGGUUGGAAGAAGAAGAGUUGAGAACCUUGCAGCAAGGAGUUCUCCAAGACUGGGCAAUAAAACAUCAAACCAGUGUUUCAGCACUGCAGCAGGAUUUUUGGAAAAUACAAACUUCUAAUGGGAUACAAACGGACCUGGUAACCUUUGACAGUGUGGCUGUGGAGUUCACCCAGGAAGAGUGGACUUUACUGGACCCAACUCAGAGAAACCUGUACAGUGAUGUGAUGCUGGAGAACUACAAGAACCUGUCCUCAGUAGGUUACCAGCUCUUCAAACCCAGUCUGAUCUCUUGGCUGGAGGAAGAGGAAGAGUUGAGCACAUUGCCAAGAGUUUUCCAAGAAUGGAAAAUGUGCCUGAAAACCAAUGGGCCAGCCCUUUGGCAAGAUAAUUUUUGUUUAAAAACAUCAAAUGGGAUACAGUUGGCAAGAAACCAAAAUGGAGAGGAACUCUAUGACUGUAAGCAGUGUGAAGGUGUCUUCUGUAAACAUUCAUGCCUUAAGACCAACAUGAGUACUCAAAAUAGAGGCAACACGUCUGAAUGUAUUCAGUAUGCAAAAGACCUCCUUUCUCUAUACAAUAAAACCUCUACCAUAAGGAAAGUUUCUGUGUUCAGUAAGCGUGGAAAAUCUUUCCGCCUGAUUUUAAAUGUUCAGGUCCAGAGAAAGUGUACACAAGAUAAAUCCUUUGAAGGCCCUGACUAUGGGAAAGCCUUCAUUCAUCAGUCACACCUUGAAGCACACAGGAAAACUCAGAGUGGAGAAAAACUCUAUGAAUGGAAGCAAUGUGGGGAAGCAUUUACUCACUCCACAAGCCAUGCUGUAAAUGUUGAAACACACAUUAUUAAAAACCCCUAUGAACGUAAGGAAUGUGGAAAAGAUUUUAGAUACCCUACCCACCUUAAUAAUCACAUGCAAACCCACAUUGGGAUAAAACCUUAUAAAUGUAAGCACUGUGGCAAAACCUUCACUGUGCCAUCAGGCUUUCUUGAACAUGUACGAACUCACACUGGAGAGAAGCCCUAUGGAUGUAAGGAAUGUGGUAAAGCCUUUGGUACAUCUGCAGGCCUUAUUGAACAUAUAAGAUGUCACGCCAGAGAGAAAACCUUUAAAUGUGACCACUGUGGGAAAGCCUUUAUUUCUUACCCAUCUCUUUUUGGACAUUUGAGAGUUCAUAAUGGAGAGAAGCCAUAUGAGCAUAAGGAAUAUGGGAAGGCCUUUGGUACAUCCUCAGGUGUUAUUGAAGAUAGAAGAAGUAACACAGGACAGAAACACUUUGAUUGUGACCAGUGUGGGAAAGUCUUUGUUUCUUUCUCAUCCCUUUUUGCUCAUUUGAGAACUCACACUGGAGAGAAGCCCUUUAAGUGUUACAAAUGUGGGAAACCAUUUACCUCUUCUGCCUGUCUUCGUAUUCACAUGCGAACUCACACAGAAGAGAGACUCUAUCAAUGUAAGAAAUGUGGUAAAACUUUCACUAAGUGCUCAUAUCUUACCAAACAUUUACGAACACACGCUGGAGAGAAACCCUAUGAAUGUAUGAAAUGUGGGAAAGCCUUCACUGAGCGCUCAUACCUUACUAAACAUUUACGAAGACACAGUGGAGAGAAGCCAUAUGAAUGUAAGAAAUGUGGAAAAGCCUUCACGGAACGCUCAGAUCUUACUAAACAUUUACGAAGACACACUGGAGACAAGCCCUAUGAAUAUAAGGAGUGUGGGAAAGCCUUUGUUGUCUCCUCUAGUCUAGUUGAUCAUUUAAGAACUCACACUGGAUAUAAACCCUAUAAAUGUAAUGCAUGUGAAAAAGCUUACAGUAGGUCUUGUGUACUAACUCAACACUUAAAAACUCAUGCGGCAGAGAAGACCUCUGAAUGUAAUGCAUGUGGAAAUUCCUUUCGAAAUUCCUUGUGCUUUCAUGAUCGCUUAAAAACUCUCACCGAAAUAAAACCCUAUAAAUGUAAGGACUGUGGGAAAGCCUUCACUUGUCAUUCAGAUCUUACUAAUCAUGUGCGAAUUCACACUGGAGAGAAGCCCUAUAAAUGUAAGGAAUGUGGGAAGGCCUUCCGUACAUCCUCAGGACGUAUUCAACAUUUAAGAACUCAUAUGGGAGAGAAACCCUUUGAAUGUGACCAGUGUGGGAAAGCCUUUGCUUCUUUCUCAGCUCGUAUUGCACAUUUGAAAACACACUAGAGAGAAGCCCUGUGGAAGUGAAGAAUGUGGGAAAACCUUUGCUGUUUCCUCAAGCCUAACUGAACAUGUAAAAAAUCACAGGAGAAAGUAACACUAUCAAUGUAAAGAAUGUGAGAAAGCCUGAACACUUGAAUCUUUCUAGAUAUGUACAAACUCACACUGUAGAGAAACCCUGUAAAUGUAAGGGAUGUGGGAAAACACUAGUUCUUCUCUUUUUUUUUUUUUUGAUGAGUCUCGCUCUGUCGCCUAGGCUGGAAUUCAGUGGCAUGAUCUUGGCUCACUGCAACCUCUGCCUCCCAAGUUCAAGCAAUUCUCCUGCUUUAGCCUCCUGAGUAGCUGGGAUUACAGGCAUGCACCACCACACCUGGCUAAUUUUUUAUAUUUUUGGUAGAGACAGAAUUUCACCCUGUUGGCCAAGCUAGUCUCAAACCCCUGACCUCACGUGAUCAUGUGCUUCCGCCUCCCAAAAUGCUGGGAUUACAGGUGUGUGCCACUGCACCUGGCGUUCCUCUCAUCUUACUGAACAUGUAGAAACACCAUGGAGAGAAACCAAUUUUUUUUUUUUUUUUUUUUUUUGAGAUGAAGUCUCGCUCUGUAGCCCAGGCUGGAGUGCAGUGGCAUGAUCUCGGCUCACUGCAACCUCUGCCUCCUGGGUUCAAGUGAUUCUCCUGCCUCAGCCUCCUGAGUAGCUGGGAUUAUAGGCACGCACCACUGCACCUGGCUGAUUUUUUGUAUUUUUAGUAGAGACGAGGUUUCAACAUGUUGGCCAAGCUGGUCUUGAACUCCUGACCAGGUAAUCUGCCCACCUUGGCCUCCCAAAGUGGUAGAAUUACAGGUGUGAGCCACCGCGCCUGGCCAAGAAACCCAUUUUAUGUAAGGAAUGAGGAAAAUCUUUUUGGAAGUCCAUAUGCCUUAAUAGUCACAUUGUAAUUCACACUGGUGAGAAAACAUCAAUGUAAGCACUGUGACAAAGUGCUUAUUUGUCCCUGUUCACUUCAAAGAUAGGAAAGAACUUACACUCUGAAGAUGCUCCAUAAAGUUAAAGGCAUGUGGGAGAACUGUUGGGAUCUGCUGACAAUGCAGUGUGUAAGAGUUCACCCUGAAGCUGUACGAUAUUAGAAACAGAAAGCUGGCCAGGUGCAGUGGCUCAUGCCUAUAAUCUCAGCACUUUGGAAGGCUGAGGCAGGUGGAUCACAAGGUCAAGAGAUUGAGACCAUCCAGGCCAUCCAGGCCAACAUGGUGAAACCCUGUCUCUACUAAAAAUACAAAAAUUAGCUGGGCAUGGUGGCACGCCCCUGUAAUCCCAGCUACUUGAGAGGCUGAGGCAGGAGAGUCGCUUGAACCAGGGAGGCGGAGGUUACAGUUAGCCAAGAUCACGCCACUGCACUCCAGCCUGGCAACUGAGCAAGACUCCAUCUCAAAAAAAAAAAAAAAAAAAAAAAAUAGCUUUCACUGUUUCCUUGGGUUCUUGGAAUGGAGAUAAACCCUUUUUAUGUAAGAUAUGUUUGAUGUAAGAUAUGUUCAGAAGUUUUAUUCUUGCCAAAUACUUUGGUGUUUACCUGUAAUUUUACAGUGGAGAAAAACUUCAUGAAGGUAAUAAAUGUUGGAAAGUAAUUUUUUAUAUUCUUCAUCCUUUAGUGAAUAUGAGGGGCAUUCACACUUAUGAGAAACUGGGCAUGUGUGGAAUAUCAGAAUUGCUUCCCUGAAACCUGUCAAAGACAUGGCUUUCUGGGUGGUUCUAUAGAACUAUUUUGGAAGUUUCUCAUACCGCGCUGCUCAUUCCUGGCAUGGAGGAAACUGUUUAUCCUAUCAACACUCAACAGGAGAGGAUUAUACCAAGGCAUACCAGAGUGCAGGACUCAUAAGCACCAUCUCAGAAUUCUGCCUACUAUACAGGUAUAACACCUGGACAGAAUGCAUCAGCUAUUUGAAGAAUCUGAAAAGUAAAUAGCAGCAGGGAGAUGGAAAAAAAAAUCAGCUUUCAAAGUACCACCAAGCAGGCACCUCCAAGCAAUCCUCUGGUGGCAAUGAGACAUACCAUAGACUUUGAGAGCUGGAAUGUGAGAUAGACGACCUUCCAUGUAGUCUAGCCUCCAGGUAGAGACACAAAGAGUACAGCAAAAUCUUUGAAAAUAAAGCUCCCAUUGAAACCACAACUCAGAGUGUUGACUAAAACUUGCAAGCUGAACCCAACUGGGUAAUUGUUCAGAUUAAAAAAAAAAAUCAGCUGAGCGCAGUGGUUCAUGCCUUUAAUCCCUGCACUUUGGGAGGCUGAGACGGGUGGACCACGAGGUCAAGAGAUCGAGACCAUCCUGGCCAACAUGGUGAAACCCCGUCUCUAUCAAAAAUACAAAAA
This is a messenger RNA of Pongo pygmaeus (Bornean orangutan), 4984 nucleotides long. RefSeq names its product zinc finger protein 560 (gene ZNF560). Gene Ontology annotation, biological process: regulation of DNA-templated transcription. The transcript is spliced from 13 exons. Lineage: Eukaryota; Metazoa; Chordata; Mammalia; Primates; Hominidae. The coding region runs from base 256 to 2628 and encodes 790 amino acids. The record is from RefSeq and is a predicted model, not a curated record.